Messenger RNA from Gryllus bimaculatus (two-spotted cricket), 628 nucleotides. The record is from the annotation of a GenBank genome assembly. Lineage: Eukaryota; Metazoa; Arthropoda; Insecta; Orthoptera; Gryllidae.
GGACGGCGUGCGCUGCCUCAACGCCCUCGUCCUGCUCAUCAUCCACAAGGCCAUGGCGCUCACCUUCCUGCCGCUGCUCAACCGCUCCGACAUGCUCCAGGUGCUCAGCGCGCCGUGGGCCGUCUUCGUGCGCACGGGCCCCAUCUACACCGACUCGUUCCUGCUGCUCAGCAGCCUGCUCACCGCCCGCCAGGUCACCCGGCGCCUCGACGCGGGCGGGCCGAUCUCCGUCCCCGAACUCCUCGCUUCCAGGACAUUCAGGAUCGCGCCCAACAUGGCGGCGACGGUGCUAUUCUACGCCUACUUGCUGCCCUCUCUCGGCUCAGGGCCGCAGUGGGGGCUCCUGGUGGAGGAGCAGGCGAAACUUUGCCGCAGCAAUAUGUGGAGACACUUUCUUUUCAUUCACAAUCUCUUUGGUUUCAAGGACAUUUGCCUCCCGCACACGCACCACCUGGCCAUUGACAUGCAGCUGUUUCUGCUGACGCUUGUCCUCGUGACGCUGGUCUGGCGCGCGCCUCGCCGCGGAGCGGCGCUGCUAGGGGCGCUGGCUGUCGCCUCCUCAGUGCUCCGAUUCUCCGUCGCGUGGCGCUAUGAGCUCAGCACAAUGAUUUAUUACGGCACCACGUGA